This is a messenger RNA of Cannabis sativa, 1179 nucleotides long. RefSeq names its product protein FAR1-RELATED SEQUENCE 3-like. NCBI's taxonomy places the organism in Eukaryota, Viridiplantae, Streptophyta, Magnoliopsida, Rosales, Cannabaceae. The record is from RefSeq and is a predicted model, not a curated record. The coding region runs from base 1 to 1179 and encodes 392 amino acids. The transcript is spliced from 3 exons.
AUGGUAGAACAACUUGAAAACACCAGUAAAAAACUGGAUCCAGAAAUCAACAUCAACAAUGCAAAGUUAAUAACAGACAAGCAACACCCCGAAGUGGAAAAAGGACAGGCAUACAAAGACAAAGAAACUCUAAAAAAUGUCCUCAGCUACUACGCAAUCAAAAACAACUUUCAGUACAAAGUGUGGAAGUCCUGCUCUCAAGAGUACAGUCUGAAAUGUGUUUACGAAAGCUGCAAUUGGUCACUAAGAGCAUCGAGAAAUGGCCCAACAAACACAUUCAUAAUCAGGAGGUUCUCAAAUAUGCACACAUGCCCCAUAAAUAUUAGGCAUGAAGACCAAAGGCAAGCAACAUCGAAACUGAUAGGGGAAUGCAUAAAACCGAAGUUCUUGAACAUAAAGACCAAGGCAACAGCGAUGGACAUAAAAGGGGAGUUGAAAUAUAGAUAUGGCAUCAAAAUGAACUAUAUGAAAGCUUGGAGAAGUAAGGAACAUGCAGUAAACGACUUGAGAGGUAAUGCUAGUGACUCGUACAGCCUAAUACCGAGUUUCUUACACAUGGUGGAAAAAACAAACCUUGGAUCAUUUGUCGAUCUGAAAACGGCAGAAGACAACAGCUUGCUCUUUGUUUUCAUGGCGUUGGAUGCAUCCAUAAAAGGGUGGGGAGCAUGCAGACCGAUAGUUGUUGUGGACGGAACGUUCCUCAAAGCAGCUUAUGAGGGAACUUUGUUGUGCGCAUGCACACAAGAUGCAGCAGGUCAUAUUUUUCUACUAGCGUUUUGUGUUGCAGAUUCUGAGAAUGACCAAUCUUGGAAAUGGUUCUUCAAAAAAUUUAAAGAAGCGUAUGGGGUACGGGAACACCAAUGCCUAAUUUCAGACAGAAAUGAAAGCCUCAUCAAAGCAGCGAGAGAAAUCUAUCCAGAAAUUGCACACAGUUACUGCGGUUACCACAUUUUGAGCAACCUUAAAACAAGCUUCAAACAACAUGCUGCCAAAUACAAUCUGCCAUUCUUUGGAGCAGUCAAAGCCUACACAGAAAAGCAAUUCGAGUUCCACAUGGCUGAAUUAGAUGGAUUGGACAAACGCAUAAGACCUUACCUAAAAAAAAUCGGCAAGGGAGCUACCAAUUACAACGCUGCUAGAAUGCUUGAGAGCAUUGGUGAAACAAUGGACGCAUACUAA